Messenger RNA from Punica granatum (pomegranate), 1456 nucleotides. Lineage: Eukaryota; Viridiplantae; Streptophyta; Magnoliopsida; Myrtales; Lythraceae. The record is from RefSeq and is a predicted model, not a curated record.
UCUCUUCUCUCCCUCGCUAUAUGUCUCUCUCCUUCAAAUCUACCUGGACUGGACUAACCCCUCCCGUCUCUCUCUCUCUCUCUCUGUCUCUGUCUCUCUGUGUCUGUUCCAAAAAUCUCCCGUUUUUAGAUUCCUUUCUCUAUGCGAAUUGCAAUCCAAUCCCAGUCCCAAUCCCUCUUCCCCUUCCCCCCCAAAUUUAGCUAACGGAUUUUCAAUCCCGCGUUAAACUUUCUCCCAACUUCCCCCGGUCUCUUUCUCUCUCUCUCUCUCUCUUGCCAUCGAACAAGAAAACCCAAAACCCUCUAUCCGACAGGUUCUCUUGAUCCUUCCCAGGAAUGCCCAGAUUGGGAUUUCGUUCCGUUCUGCAGAGGACUGCCGUUUAGGAUUGAUCGGAGAUCGCGGGUCACCCGAAAGGACGGAUCUUUUCGCUUCUCAGUGGCGGGACGGUCUGGUGCUUUUCGAUUUUUGGUGGAAGGGGCGGAGGAGAUCGGACUUGGGUCCCCCCGCCGCCGCUGCCGCCCUGUUCUUCAGAUGCGAGAACGCCGCGUGGCGGGCAACGAACCGUUGUCGGGGCUUGAGCUCUUCCGCCGUCGCGUGAUUGUACCAUGGUGCCGGCGGCGGCGUCCUCACCUGCUUUCUCCCUGAUCGCCGUCCUGGGUUCUCUCCUCACCAUCUGCGCCGUCUUGGUCGAGUCCCAGAAUGAGCCAACCGACCCGCGAUCUCCCCCUCCUCCGCUGUUAAGCCCUCCACCGCCUCCGCCCCCUCCUCCCCCGCCUCCCCCUUCCCCACCCUUCUCGCCGCCUCCUCCCUCCCCUCCUCACUCGCCAUCGCCGCCGCCUCCACAGCACCACCGAAGAUCGCCUCCUCUGCCCCCUCCUCAUCGCCGGCGGCACCAUAGCCAAACCAGAGCCCCUCCACCGCCGCGCAAGCAUGAGCUCAACACUGGGAAGAAGGUCGGGCUACUCUUCAUAGGGAUCGUCUCGAUAUUGCAGAUCGUGGUGGUGGGGUUCUUGUUUUACAAGAGACGGCAGCUCCUCAGGGUCAAGGAUGGGUUCCAGACGUGUUCAUGAAAAUGCCCCAAUGAAAGCCAUCGAAUCGAAUUCAAUCGGGGUCAAUGAUGAGAAACGGUUCUCAGAGGGAUGGAUUCUUGAUUGAUCGGCUAAUUGGUUGAUUCAUAAAUGGGAGCGAGUGGAAAUCUCGGUUCGGAGCUUAUUCAAUCACACGAGCCUAAUGAAGUUCGGUGUUCUCUUAGGGAUCAGGUGGUAAAAAUUGUUAUGAAUUGCCACUUUCUUCUUGCCCCUGUUGUUUCAUUCUCGGUUUAUCGAGUUGUUCUUUGUCUCUAAUCUUUUUUCCUUUCUUACAUUUUCAUCACUAACAUAUCUGUAAAUUACUCUUGAUCUAUUGAAGGAUCUCUUGUUAACUCGGAAAUUCAGUCCUGAGUUAUUAGUUUGCGAUA